This is a messenger RNA of Amoebophrya sp. A120, 2584 nucleotides long. The record is from the annotation of a GenBank genome assembly. Lineage: Eukaryota; Dinophyceae; Syndiniales; Amoebophryaceae.
CGUUAAUUGGAAGUAUUUGUGACUGUGCACGAGAGUUGGGCGUAAAUUUGGCAGUUUUUUCCUUGAGGCCUUGAACAAAGAAACUCCGUACGAAAGGCCUCGAACCGAAUUCGCGAUCGCAAAGAAAACGAACAAACCUUUCGAGCAGAAGCGCCAACUGCGUACUUAGUUUUCAAUACUGUAUCCCGUCCAUAAACACGAUGCUCUAGUAACCCAGAGAGCUGCGAGGCAUCAUGAAGCGGCGCAUCGACCAUUUCGACGAUCUCUCGCUCUGUGCAAUCGAGUACUUGGAGCGGCACCAGGGUGUUUCAGAGAUCAUUCUUCAAGGUCCCAUAUCCAAUGCAAAUAUUUAGUCCGGGUCUGCAGACGAGGGAGAAGGAGCAUCUUCGCGUUUCGUACAUCAUUGCAAAAUCUGCUUGACACUACACGUGCCUAAGUUGGCCCGGACACAAAUAUUUGCAUUGGAUAUCGAGUCCCAUGCCCCGGGUCUGCCAUCCAUGCUUGGGAAACUAGGCACGGGUUGCGGCUCCCAGACGAUCUGAAGGCGUUUCUGCAGAUAACAAAUGGUUGGUUCUUUUAGACGGUGCUGCAAUUUUUCUUCUUGCAAACGACCGACUGUGAUGUGCUGAAAAUCAUGUUUGAUGCUUAAGCAGUCUCUCGUUCUUUGGUGAAACAACUGAAACAUGUCUGGACGUCGGCGUCCUCUGGAUUUCCAAUGAGUGCCGCAAUCCUACUAGAUUGCCGACUUUUAGUACCGGGUAACAUUCGACUGAGUGCGAAGAAUCGCAGUAGGAAAGAUCAGGAUGCUAUCGGUUUCGGCAGAACAUCAAAACAAAAACAAACUGUCAAUAAAGGUCUGUACCUGAAGUGGUCUGCUGCUAUCCGGUCAAAGGUGCUUCCGUACGGGUCGAUGCACCUGAACAAUCUGGAGCAGUUUCGAAGCGUAGCGGAGGAAAGCGGGUACGCGUACUUUGACCUCGAUUUAAAGUGCGUCGGUGGGAAAGUCUGCCUGCGGCGGAAGAUAAGCGACCCGGGUACAACAACAACAACGUUAACGGGCGGGACGACCGUGACGACGGCAGCAGCCCCGGCGGAAGAGGCGCAGCCACUGGAGGAGGGAAAUUGGUCCGGGGUGUGGUUUCAGGACGUCAGCGGUGCCUGGUUUUUCAUUGCGGACGGUUUUACCAGUUAUUACCGGCUGAUGAUGACGCACCUGGGGAUUCCCAGAUGGCAGUAUGCGUACACCGACGUCGGACUGGAUCCACUGACCAAGUUUUGGUUCCAAUUCCUUAGCCCAGAAGUACGCAAGGGUAGUAGUCGAAGGGGGUGGUCUCUGGCUCGUGCAGAAAUCGGGCUCGCUUUCAGGUGUCUGCUCAUCCGCAUGAUUUUUCUGACUCCAGCGUGAGCUGCUCCCGCGUUCUACUGGGCACACGCACGACCAUCCUUCAUCAGUAGGUCGCUGCAUUUUGUAUUAUAAUCUUCAAAUGAAGAACAUCAGAGCGGCAAUUUUGAAAAGAGGCCAGUACUGCGAAGAGAGAGAGAAGAAGAGGAAAGAAAAACAGUUGAAGCAAGAAAGCGAUGCUGAGAGCCAGAGGGUUUUUUUGCACUGCAUAGCUGCGGUUGAAGAUCGACGACUGCAGAGAUCACACGGUCGUCUUGACGAAGCGGCAAUCCAAAAAUGCCAAGAAGCACUCGCUGCGAAAUCGAAGACUGUGGAGAUCGUCCCAGAAAACUUCCCCUCGGAAGCAGCGAGCGAAGAAGAAGGACCAGAGCGACAGUGCGGGGGAAGCGCCAGCAGCAGGGUAUCCAUCUAGCUCGGGCGCAGGUCGCGUUGGCAGCAGGGCCGCGGCGGCCUCGACCGGUUUAGGCGCAGGCGGCGCGACUAGUACUACACUCGGCCCUACUUCCGCAAACGGGGGUUCUGUGAAUGCGGCGCUCGGCCACGGUGCGCAAGCUUCGAGAACAGUGGCGGCUGAAUACGAGACUGCACCACAGGGCGCGAGCGUCCGGCCGCACUCCAACAGUAGCAAAGCGGGGGAUCAUGUGCUGCAGAUGAGCUCAGGAGCAGGUACUACAUCAAGUUCCUCUGGUGUCCGGGGCCCCUCCUGUCGAGGCAGAGCAAGGGCCGGACCUACAACAGUGACGGAGCCGGGAACAAACCAGGCCGAGGUGCUGGUAGAGGCCUCGGACAAGUCAGAGCCGUCUGAUGAUGACGAUGACGACGAUUCGGAGGACUCAAAUUUCUAAAGAUCAGGAGCGACACUGACUCGAGAUCCUCGCGUUUGAAUCCGAUUUCACUUGAGUUUUGAGAAUUCAGAUAUGCGAUUUAGAUUCCCCGAGGCUUGCCGAAAAAGCCGAAAGGGCCGUUCUUUAGUACUGGAAUCUGUCAAGAUCAUAUUGGGCAAAUAAGCCAGCCAGCCUCCACCUGAUGUGCACAACAUGGCUGCAUGGAAUUGAAAAAACCUUGUUUAGUUUCUUUAGGAUUUGCCUCAAGAUUCUAAAUCCGAUCAAGAUCCGAAUAUGCGAAGGUCCGUAUCUAAAUAUCGGUCUCGUGCGUACUAAGAAAUCGAGGCUCGCUUCUUCC